AUGCCUCCCAAGUCCGGAAAGAAGGCCGCGCCUCUGCCUUACCCUCAGGGUAAGGCUGGUGCUAGCAAGAAGGCUGCCAAGAACCCUCUCCUCGAGAAGCGCCCUCGCAACUUCGGUAUUGGCCAGGACAUCCAGCCUAAGCGCAACCUGUCCCGCUUCGUCAAGUGGCCCGAGUAUGUUCAGCUGCAGCGCCAGAAGAAGAUCCUGAGCCUCCGUCUCAAGGUCCCUCCGGCUAUUGCUCAGUUCCAGAACACCCUCGACCGUAACACUGCUGCCCAGACCUUCAAGUUCCUCAACAAAUACCGCCCUGAGACCAAGGCCGAGAAGAAGGAGCGUCUUCACCAGGAGGCUACCGCUGUUGCUGAGGGCAAGAAGAAGGAGGACGUCAGCAAGAAGCCGUACAAUGUCAAGUACGGUCUUAACCACGUCGUUGGCUUGAUUGAGAACAAGAAGGCUUCUCUUGUCCUCAUCGCCCACGACGUCGACCCCAUUGAGCUGGUUGUCUUCCUUCCCGCUCUCUGCCGCAAGAUGGGUGUCCCUUACGCCAUCGUCAAGGGCAAGGCUCGUCUCGGAACUGUUGUCCACAAGAAGACUGCUGCAGUCCUGGCUGUCACUGAGGUCCGCUCCGAAGAUAAGACCGAGUUCGCCAAGCUCCUCACUGCCGUCAAGGAGGGCUACUCCGAUAAGUACGAGGAUGCCAGACGCCACUGGGGUGGUGGCAUCGUCGGCUCCAAGGCCCAGGCUCGCAUUGAGAAGAAGCGCAAGGCCGCUGAGGCUGCCGUCAAGAUCUAA
Messenger RNA from Monascus purpureus, 792 nucleotides. Lineage: Eukaryota; Fungi; Ascomycota; Eurotiomycetes; Eurotiales; Aspergillaceae. The record is from the annotation of a GenBank genome assembly.